Mytilinidion resinicola is the source of this 704-nucleotide messenger RNA. RefSeq lists its product as uncharacterized. Gene Ontology annotation, biological process: protein phosphorylation. NCBI's taxonomy places the organism in Eukaryota, Fungi, Ascomycota, Dothideomycetes, Mytilinidiales, Mytilinidiaceae. The transcript is spliced from 3 exons. Bases 59 to 502 code for a protein of 147 amino acids. Gene Ontology annotation, molecular function: protein kinase activity; ATP binding. The record is from RefSeq and is a predicted model, not a curated record.
AGAUAGUAAAACCAACCCCAAGGUGGCUCUCCAGGUCUUACCCAAUGCCACAAGCGAGAUGGCGGCCUUGAAGACGAUACGGCAAUCACAAAGCCCGAUGAUAGUCCACGUCGCAGAGCUGAUCAAAGCUGAUAUCAAGAAUGGGCCAAGAGGAUUCUGCUGGAUUGCAAGCCGAGCCAUCCUGGGCCCAACAUUGGAGCAUGUAUUUUUACCUCCGCAGAUGGCGUGGCAUGUCCUACUUCAGCUGGGAGACGCAAUAACCUUCAUUCACAGCCUACGCAUGGCACAUGAUGAUAUAACGCCCGACAACGUCAUGCUAGAUCAUUCCCGCGAGUCUUUUCCGGGCAUGCCAAACGCUGUUCUGGUCGAUUUCGGCAUGCUUCGUUGUUGGCUUUGCAAAACGGUGUGGCAUCUAAUAGCCCAGGGGGAGUGGGACCAGGACCUCGAUGUGGUAGAGAGACUGCCUCAGCAUAAUUUCCUCGAGGCUAUCAAGGAGGAGUGAAAUGACGAGGCUCUCACUCAGCGGGCCUCUAUAUUACCAGCUGCUUUGAAUGCGAUGAAGGAAGAUAUUGCGAGUAAACGAGUUUCACUGGAUGAUGCCAUCGCCGCUGCUAUUGACGAUCAUCUAGAGCAGACCGGUAUUGGUGAGAAGUAGUGGCGACUACGAGGCUGUGUAUAGACAGAAGUAACUGAUUGCUUUGGCG